CCCCUUCUGCAGGUUGUUCCAAGGGCUGCCUGGUGAGGAGUGUCCCUGGUGGCACAGCAGAGCUCCAGAAGGAUGCCACACGUCGCUAUUCCUGGGCAGGAGGAGGUGAAGGCUCAUGAGGGCUUCUGUUUGGCAGCUGUUAGAACAUCUGUCUUUCCCUGCAAGGCUCUCCCUACUACAGGGAGCUCUUCAGACAAUUUCCUUGGGAUCUCCCUGCUCUAUUCUGCUGCAAAAUCUCUCCUUCUGCCCACUGCAACACAAAAACUUCCAGUGCUUUCCUCUGUAUGAAGGUGAGAUUCUGCAGAGAUGGAAACAGAUGAGUCACAGCUGGGACCAGAGGUAACCUGGAGAGGCAGCAGAAGAAAGGGGUGGAGUGCUUCUGUCCUGGGCUGCUCAGCCAGGUGGGAUUUGCAGCAAAGGAAAAUAAACAGAGAGCAGGCAGGCUGCACUGGAGGGGUGUCCCUGGCUGCCAUGAAGGUGACAGGACUUUUGGUGAGGGCAGCUCUUGCCCUUUGCUGCUGCUUGGGUACUGCCUUUGGAGUUCAGAUUGACUGCGGCCAGUACUCUGGUGGCAUUACCAAGGAUGGGAGGUCCGGGGUGGCUUGCCCAAGGGACUUCCGUCCAGUGUGUGGCACCGAUGGCACCACGUACAGCAACGAGUGUGGGAUCUGCCUCUACAAUGCGGAGCACAGCGCCAGUGUGGAGAAGGAGCACGAUGGAGAAUGCGACCCAAAACCUGUUGUGGUUGACUGCAAUAAUUACCGUAGAGCUGUGGUAGAUGAUCACGUCCUGGUAGCGUGCCCAAGGAUAAUGAAACCAGUCUGUGGCUCAGACAGCUUCACUUAUGACAAUGAGUGUGGGAUCUGUGCCUACAAUGCAGAACAUAACACCAAUGUUACCAAAAUGUAUGAAGGACCCUGCAAGGAAUCUGUUGCUGUUGACUGCAGCAGGUACCGAACACAAACCACCAAAGAUGGAAAAACCCUGGUACUCUGUCCGAGGGACCUGAACCCAGUUUGUGGCACAGAUGACACCACCUACGACAACGAGUGCGCGAUCUGCGCCCUCAACGCGGAGAAAAGGACCCAUGUUGGCAAAAGGCACGGUGGACAAUGCAGAGAGAAGACUGAUGAGCUUGACUGCAGCAAAUUCCCAGCCAGAAAGGUGAAGGGUGGCAAAGACCUGGUGAGGUGCCCCAGGAUCCUGCUCCCGGUGUGUGGCACAGACGGGUUCACUUAUGACAACGACUGCAGCAUCUGUGCCCACAACGUACAAUAUGGAACUGAUGUUAAGAAAAGCCACGAUGGAAGGUGCAAGGAGGAAAGCACUCCUGUUGACUGCAGCACGUACCUGAGAGGGGCCAAAUCCGGAGAGGCCAUGGGAGCCUGUCCCUUCAUCCUGCGCGAGAUCUGCGGCACCGACGGCGUCACCUACAGCAACGACUGCGCCCUGUGUGCCCACAACAUCGAAUACGGAACCGAGGUUGCCAAGAAGCACGACGGAAGGUGCAUAGAGGAACCUCCCCAGCUGAACUGCAGCCGGUUCCGCAGGACCACGAUGGAGGAUGGCAGGGAGCUGAUGGCCUGCACCAUGAUCUACGACCCUGUGUGUGGCACUGAUGGUGUCACCUACGCCAGCGAGUGCACCCUGUGUGCCCACAACCUGGAGCAUCGGACCAACCUUGGCAAGAGAAAGAACGGGCCCUGUGAAGAGGAUACUACAAGGGCCCUUUGCAAGGACUUCAAAGAAGUCUCUGGUGUGUGCACCAUGGAAUUCAUGCCCCACUGUGGCUCUGAUGGCAAAACCUACAGCAACAAAUGUGCUUUCUGCAACGCCUACCUGGAAAGCAGGAGAACUCUCAACAUCAUGAGCUUGACUGAAUGCUAAGUCUGUGCUGGACUUCAGCCCAGGAAGACAAACUCCCUUCCACAUGUCUUCCCAUGGGCUGACCUUCCCCAUGAAGUAACAUCCCUUCAGCCUGCUUUGUUUCCUUAGCUCCUGAAGCACUUGUUCAAUAAACUGACUUGGCAAUGUU
Messenger RNA from Zonotrichia leucophrys gambelii, 2035 nucleotides. Its product is annotated as ovoinhibitor-like. NCBI's taxonomy places the organism in Eukaryota, Metazoa, Chordata, Aves, Passeriformes, Passerellidae. The transcript is spliced from 19 exons. Gene Ontology annotation, molecular function: serine-type endopeptidase inhibitor activity; protein binding. The record is from RefSeq and is a predicted model, not a curated record. Bases 307 to 1887 code for a protein of 526 amino acids.